UGGAGUGGCAGAAACCAGAGCAGGUCACAUAAGUGUGCGUUCGCCUCAGUCGCACGUUGAGGGUGGUUGUCGGAGUAGAGGCUAAGGAUUCCGCCUCACCCGAUCUCCCCCAUCGCUCGUGUGGCUUGUGCGCUCGCCGCUCUCCUCCCUCCUCCAUCUCUCCAUCGCCUCGCUAACCAUGGUCGCCAAUUCGCUUUCCCUUUCCACGUGGCAACAAGCACGAUGGAUGCUGCCCCUGCGGCCGUCCACCCAAGCGGACAUUGCGGCAGCGAGGGCGGAAGCUUGCACGUGCACGGCGCGGCGAUCGCCCACCGGGAGACCAGCCAGUGCCACGCCGUCCCGCGUCGGCCUCGUGCAACCAGCCGCAUGGCGCGGCAUGAAUCUCUCCCUCCGCGCUCACCGCCGUGCCACGCGCGCCACACGAGGGUCUGCUGCGCGCCCCACCGCUGCGAGUGCAGCCGCGGAUGCUGCUGCGGCGAGCGGGCAAGCAGCGGGCGACGUGGCGCUGUCGAUCUCGACGUUCAACAUCCUGGCGCCCAUCUAUAAACGACUGGCGGGCGAGGCCGUGCGCGAGAGCGCGUUCCGCGAGGAGUGGGUGGCGCGCAACGAGCGCAUCCUGGCCGCCCUGCGCGCAGUCGACAGCACCGUGGUGUGCCUACAGGAGUUCUGGUUCAACGCGGACCUGGAGCGCAUGUACCACGACGCGCUGGAGGAGCACGGCUACCAGCUCUUCAAGCUGCCGCGCACCAACGCCAGGGGCGACGGUCUGGUGACGGCGGUGCGCGGCGGGCAGGGCGUGAGCGUGGCGGACUACGAGCCCAUCCUGUUCAACGACUGCGGCGACCGCGUGGCGCAGCUGCUGCGGCUGCGCGUGCGCGGCGGCGAGAUGCUGCUGGUGAACACGCACCUGCUCUUCCCGCACAACGCCAACUCCAGCCUCAUCCGCCUGCGCGAGGUGUACAAGGUGCUGGAGUACCUGGAGCAGUACCGCCAGCGCCAUGGCCUGCCCGCCCUGCCCAUUGUGCUCUGCGGCGACCUGAACGGCACCAAGACGGGGCGAGUGUACCGGUUUCUGCGGUCGCAGGGCUUUGUGUCGUGCUACGACACGGCCAAGCAACAUGCAGACAACGAUGCGUGUUGGGUGUCGCACCGCAACCACCACGGAGCGCUGGUGGGCGUGGACUACAUCUGGCUGCUCAACCCCAGUGCGCAGGAUGAGCCACUCACGGCGGACUGGAAGGCCGCCAUCUUCCAGAUGAUCAAGGCAAAGCUGGGCGAGGCGGGCAUGGAGGAGGAGCGGCAGGCGUUUGACUUCUUCCGCAGCGACAGUGAGGCGGGCGCACAGGGGCAGGGCGAGGUGCCAGAGCACGUGACGGCGGAGCAGUUCAAGUACGCCAUGGACCAGCUGGGGCUGACGGGCGAGGGCACGGUGGGGCUGACGCGCGUGGAGAUAGAGGAGCUGGUGCAGUGCGUGGACACGGACGGCAAUGGGGUCAUUGACUACGACGAGUUCAAGUCGCUGCUGCUGGCGCCGUCCAUGGAGGAAACGUAUGCGCGCAUCAAGGAGGCCACCGGCAUCGUCGAGUUGCCAUGGCCAUCCAACCCCGCUGCCUCCGCCACCUCGCCAGCGCCAACGCCCUUCACGGUGCAGCCCGACACGUCGUCGGCGCCCGACCUGCUGGUAUGCGAGGCCCAGCUGGUGCCCGACCCCAUGGCGCGCGGCGUGUGGCCCGAUGACUACUCCAUCUCUGACCACGCCAUCCUCACCGCCGCCUUCACCGCUGCUGGCACCCACGCCUAGCAGUCACGCGGUGUGACGCCAUGCAAUGUAACUGCUCACUAUGAGUUCAUACGGUACCAACCCUUUUUAUGAACAGAAGAAACAUUUCAGCCACCCAUGCUUUCCCCCCCUUUCCCAUAGCAUGGUCCUCUCACAAGGCUGGCCACCAAUUUUGAUUUAGAGUGAGGAGGUGUUGGGCUGAGUAAAAGCCCUUAGGAUCUUUCCUGAGACUAAGUCCCGGUUGAGGAAUGAGACUUGAGUAGUGCAGCGGAAGUUGAGUAGUUGAACCCUUGUACUAGUAUAUGAGAAAAAGUGAUUGAUUAAA
Molecule: messenger RNA, 2105 nt
Organism: Closterium sp. NIES-67
Lineage: Eukaryota; Viridiplantae; Streptophyta; Zygnematophyceae; Desmidiales; Closteriaceae
Source: the annotation of a GenBank genome assembly